AUGUCCUUUCAAGUUAGGUCUUGCCUGCGACUCGCAAGGCAAUUCUCCUCAGAUCCUGCAAAGCACCAGAGAUUCCUUGCCCGUGCGUUCUCGAGUUCCGUGAGACGAAAUGAGAUCAACAAGAUCCUUCCCUCUGCUGAAGAGGCUAUUAAGGACAUGAAGCCCAAUACGACUCUUUUGGCAGGAGGCUUUGGUCUGUGUGGUGUCCCUGAUACUCUGAUCAACGCUGUUCGAAAAACCCCCUCGAUCACAGGCUUGACUGUUGUUAGCAACAAUGCCGGUGUUGACGGUUCCGGACUCGGUUUGCUCCUUGAGAGCAAGCAGAUUAAGAAGAUGAUCGCCAGCUAUGUCGGAGAAAACAAGACCUUCGAACGAAUGUACCUCAGCGGCGAGAUAGAGCUGGAAUUGACGCCGCAGGGCACGCUGGCCGAGCGAUGCCGCGCUGGUGGAGCGGGAAUCCCUGCCUUCUACACUCCGGCUGCAUUCGGCACGGUCGUCCAGACCGGUGAGCUACCUCUGAAGCACAACAGCGACGGAACCGUGGCUUUGUACGGUAAACCUCGGGAUGUCAAGGUCUUUGAUGGCAAAAGCUAUGUGAUGGAAGAGGCGAUCAAGGGUGACUACGCCUUCGUUAAGGCGUGGAAGGCCGACAAGCUGGGUAACUGCCAGUUCCGAUACGCAGCCGCCAACUUCAACGGCGCCAUGGGCCGCAACGCCAAGAUGACCAUCGUCGAGGCCGAACACAUUGUCGACGUGGGCGAAAUCGAGCCGGCGGCCGUGCAUCUGCCUGGUAUUUACGUCAAACGUGUUAUCCAGAGCACCGAGGAGAAGAAGAUUGAGAAAUACACCUUCGCAAAGGAGGAUGACGGUGCUGAUAUGUCCGCCCUGGGCAAUGGGGACACCGCCAGCAAGCGUGAGCGGAUCGUCCGUCGCGCCGCGAAGGAGUUCAAGAACGGCAUGUACGCCAAUCUGGGCAUUGGCAUGCCCAUGCUGGCCCCUAACUUUGUCGACCCGUCUGUCGAGGUGAUGCUGCAGUCGGAGAACGGUAUUCUGGGUCUGGGCCCUUACCCGAAGAAGGGCCAGGAGGAUCCCGAUCUGAUCAACGCUGGAAAGGAAACUGUCACUCUGCGGCCCGGCGCCGCAGUCUUCGGCAGCGAUGAGUCGUUUGGCAUGAUUCGCUCUGGACGCAUUGACUUGACAAUCUUGGGCGCGAUGCAGGUCAGCGCGAAGGGUGACCUCGCGAAUUGGAUGCUUCCCGGCAAAAUCAAGGGCUUUGGAGGAGCCAUGGAUCUUGUCUCCAACCCUUCGUCCACCAGGGUUGUCGUGACGAUGGAACACACGGACAAGAAGGGCAAUCCGAAGAUCCUUAAGCAGUGCGAGUUCCCGCUCACAGGCAAAGCUUGCGUCAGCCGCAUUAUCACCGAGCUGGGUGUCUUCGAUGUCGACUUCAAGGAGGGUCUGACCCUGAUUGAAAUUGCUGACGGGGUCACGGUUGAUGAGAUCCGGGCCAAGACAGACGCUCCUUUCCGUGUGGCUGAUGAUCUCAAGCCGAUGCUGUGA
Messenger RNA from Rasamsonia emersonii CBS 393.64, 1560 nucleotides. RefSeq names its product 3-oxoacid CoA-transferase. Gene Ontology annotation, molecular function: succinyl-CoA:3-oxo-acid CoA-transferase activity. Bases 1 to 1560 code for a protein of 519 amino acids. The transcript has 3 exons. NCBI's taxonomy places the organism in Eukaryota, Fungi, Ascomycota, Eurotiomycetes, Eurotiales, Trichocomaceae. Gene Ontology annotation, biological process: ketone body catabolic process. The record is from RefSeq and is a predicted model, not a curated record.